CUGGGUGUGGUUCCGGGUCGUGGUGCGGCUUGGGGCAAUAGGGCUGCUGCCUUGCUGCCUGGCGGCGGCUGAGAGUUAAGAAAAAUGAGGGCGAACCAGGAAAGCGGCCACUGAGCCGGCCGGGAGGAACAUCAAUCCCUGAGGAUCCCGAGAGUGAGAAGCUCGGGAUUGGGGUCCGGGAGGCGCGGGGUAACCGGGCCCUCUUCUCAGGAACGUGCCCCGGGGCCGACCCGGCCAGUAGUGUGGCAGCAGCUUCAGGUAGGUGAGCCUGUGGAACAAUAUGAAGAGGAGAAAAUAGCCUUUUAAAGAAAUUGGCCCAAAGAAAGGAUGGCCUUCUUGGACAAUCCAACUAUCAUUCUAGCUCAUAUUCGACAGUCACAUGUGACCAGUGAUGACACAGGAAUGUGUGAGAUGGUUCUCAUUGAUCAUGAUGUUGACCUAGAGAAAAUUCAUCCUCCUUCAAUGCCUGGAGAAAGUGAGUCUGAAAUUCAGGGAAGCAACGGUGAGACUCAGAGCUAUGUAUAUGCCCAGUCAGUUGAUAUUACCUCAAGUUGGGACUUUGGGAUUAGAAGACGCUCAAAUACAGCUCAAAGAUUAGAACGACUUCGAAAAGAGAGACAAAACCAGAUCAAGUGCAAAAAUAUUCAAUGGAAAGAAAGAAAUUUUAAACAAUCAGCCCAGGAGUUAAAGUCACUGUUUGAAAAGAAGUCCCUCAAAGAAAAGCCUCCAUGUUCUGGAAAACAGUCAAUAUUAUCUGUACGUCUGGAGCAGUGCCCUCUGCAGCUGAAUAAUCCUUUUAAUGAGUAUUCCAAAUUUGAUGGCAAGGGUCAUGUAGGCACAACAGCAACCAAGAAGAUCGAUGUCUACCUCCCACUGCACUCAAGCCAAGACAGACUGCUGCCGAUGACUGUGGUGACAAUGGCCAGCGCCAGGGUACAGGACCUGAUUGGGCUCAUCUGUUGGCAGUACACAAGUGAAGGACGAGAGCCAAAGCUCAAUGACAAUGUCAGUGCCUACUGCCUGCAUAUUGCUGAGGAUGAUGGAGAGGUUGACACAGAUUUCCCCCCACUGGAUUCCAAUGAACCCAUUCAUAAGUUUGGCUUCAGUACUUUGGCUCUUGUUGAAAAGUAUUCAUCUCCAGGUCUGACAUCCAAAGAGUCAUUAUUUGUUCGAAUAAAUGCUGCUCAUGGAUUCUCCCUUAUUCAGGUGGACAACACAAAGGUCACUAUGAAAGAAAUCUUGCUAAAGGCAGUGAAACGAAGAAAAGGAUCCCAGAAAAUUUCAGGCCCUCAGUAUCGCCUGGAGAAGCAGAGUGAGCCCAAUGUUGCCGUGGACCUGGAAAGCACUUUGGAGAGCCAGAGCGCGUGGGAGUUCUGCUUAGUCCGUGAGAACAGUUCAAGGGCAGACGGGGUUUUUGAGGAAGAUUCACAAAUUGACAUAGCUACAGUACAGGAUAUGCUUAGCAGCCACCAUUACAAGUCUUUCAAAGUCAGCAUGAUCCACAGACUACGAUUCACAACUGAUGUACAGUUAGGUAUCUCUGGAGACAAAGUAGAGAUAGACCCUGUCACGAAUCAGAAAGCCAGCACUAAGUUUUGGAUUAAACAGAAACCCAUCUCAAUCGAUUCUGACCUGCUCUGUGCCUGUGACCUUGCUGAAGAAAAAAGCCCCAGUCACGCAAUAUUUAAACUCACAUAUCUAAGCAAUCAUGACUAUAAACACCUCUACUUUGAAUCUGACGCUGCUACCGUCAAUGAAAUCGUGCUGAAGGUUAACUACAUCCUGGAAUCACGAGCUAGCACUGCCCGGGCUGACUAUUUUGCUCAGAAACAAAGAAAACUGAACAGACGUACAAGCUUCAGCUUCCAGAAGGAGAAGAAAUCAGGGCAGCAAUGACACUGGCCUCCAGCCUCAAUCUGUUGCCAGAGCUCAGAGCCUGCCUGCCAAGGCCAGGCGGCCCCAGAGACCAGCCUAUGUCUGCAGUCCUCAGGGCGAGGCCAGCCCCAGGCUCACGGGCACAGGGCUGGUGGGCACUGGGGGAGCGGGGGCAGCCCCUUGAAUAAUGGAGCUGGGGACAUUUCCACGCAACCGAAGCCUGAAUGACAAUGGCUUUGACUAGCAGUGCCCGGGACCAGAUGACACCGAGAGCCACAUGCUGCCCAGCCAUCUUCAUUGCCCGCCGGCCCUGCCUGGGGGUGUACAUAGCCAUGCCAGACGUUUCCUCGCAACUUGAUCAAAUUUCUUAAAAGAAGAACAAAACAUGUACAUUCUCUUUCUUUUUCCCCUUUUAAUAAACAGGUAUACUCUUUA
Messenger RNA from Erinaceus europaeus (western European hedgehog), 2310 nucleotides. RefSeq names its product MAPK associated protein 1 (gene MAPKAP1). Gene Ontology annotation, biological process: TORC2 signaling. The transcript is spliced from 12 exons. NCBI's taxonomy places the organism in Eukaryota, Metazoa, Chordata, Mammalia, Eulipotyphla, Erinaceidae. The coding region runs from base 328 to 1896 and encodes 522 amino acids. Gene Ontology annotation, molecular function: phosphatidylinositol-4,5-bisphosphate binding. The record is from RefSeq and is a predicted model, not a curated record. Gene Ontology annotation, cellular component: TORC2 complex; plasma membrane; cytoplasm.